GGGAAAUGACGACAUUGUUGGCGGAAAUAGGGUUUGAUUACCUGUGCGGAAAAAAAUGGCUGUAGCCAGUUUGGCUACUUUUUGUAGAAGAGUCUCAGCAGUCUUGAAGGCUUCUGUGUCAUUAAUAUCUCCUAAGGCCCCCGCUAGUUCACGAUUUUCUCUUAGUUUGUUAUCUACAAAUGCACCAAAUAUCACAUCCUUUCAGCAGUGUAGAUUACUUCAUACCACAUUGUCCAGAAAAGGACUGGAAGAAUUUUUUGAUGACCCAAAGAACUGGGGGCAAGAAAAAGUGAAAUCUGGAGCUGCAUGGACCUGUCAGCAAUUAAGGAACAAAAGUAAUGAAGAUUUACAUAAACUUUGGUACGUCUUACUGAAAGAAAGGAACAUGCUUCUAACUCUGGAGCAGGAGGCCAAGCGGCAGUGCUUACCCAUGCCAAGUCCCGAGCGGUUAGAAAAGGUAGUUGAUUCCAUGGAUGCAUUAGAUAAAGUUGUCCAGGAAAGAGAAGAUGCUUUGAGGCUUCUCCAGACUGGUCAAGAACGAGCCAGACCUGGCGCUUGGAGAAGAGACAUCUUUGGAAGAGUCAUUUGGCACAAGUUCAAGCAGUGGCCUAUACCUUGGUACCUAAAUAAAAGAUACAACAGGAAACGAUUCUUUGCAAUGCCUUAUGUGGAUCAUUUUGUCAGACUGAGAAUUGAGAAACACAUCCGCAUGGAAACAAGAAAGAAACGCUUGGAGAGAAAGAAACAGAAAAUUCUACAAGAAAAGUUUCCACAUCUUGCUGAAGCCCAGAAGUCAAGUCUUGUCUAAAAAAAAGUCUAAACUAACUUUUUUUGUUGCUGCAUAGUAGUCUAUGUACAAAAAUAUAUAUUAAGUAGUUCAUAAAGAAACUUUUUUAUCAAAUGACUUAGCGAUGUUCUAAAGGUUAACAUGAUGUGAAUUCUCAAAGUGGUCUUGCUUCUACCACAUUUUUAAACAUCAAGAAUAAAGUUCAGACCAAGUACUCAUCUUAAAAAUUCUGACAUCUACACAUGCUUUAACAUCACCUGCUGUCCUACAGUACGAAAGUGGUAGUAACAGUCAAAGCAAAGAAAGUAAAGUAGUUUUGGAAUUCA
Messenger RNA from Chinchilla lanigera (long-tailed chinchilla), 1113 nucleotides. It is a transcript of the gene Mrpl47, whose product is annotated as mitochondrial ribosomal protein L47. The coding region runs from base 56 to 808 and encodes 250 amino acids. Gene Ontology annotation, cellular component: mitochondrial large ribosomal subunit; mitochondrial ribosome. Gene Ontology annotation, biological process: mitochondrial translation. Gene Ontology annotation, molecular function: structural constituent of ribosome. The transcript has 7 exons. Lineage: Eukaryota; Metazoa; Chordata; Mammalia; Rodentia; Chinchillidae. The record is from RefSeq and is a predicted model, not a curated record.